AUGACUUCUUCUUUGCCAAGUUUUUCUUCCGUACAACUUCCUUCCUCAAUAAAGCUUCAAUUUCCAAUCUCCAACAUUGCCCAAGCAGUGCGACAAGUGUGGUGGGCCUUUCCGUUGCUAUUGGCGGCAAUUCCAUUGUACUGUGUGGCCCAAGGCACAUGUCCGUCCAUGCCACACUGGUGGCCCGUGGUGUCGAUUCAAGACAUUGGAGCUGCCAGUAGUAGUAGUACUCCUUCUCUCUAUCGAUGGGUGGUCAGUGGCUUUUUAUCCAGCAAUGUUUGGUACUUUUUGUCGGGAGGAUGGUUGUUGUCCUUCAGCAGGAGCAGUGGUAGUCAGGUUGGAAAGUUUCGACCAUUGGGAGCGUGGAUGUUGACGGCGGGUCUCAUGAGCUCGAUCUACCAUUCGGUACAGGCAAUAAUUGGCGUGAAUGCAGUCACAGAGACCCUAGCGUAUGUGGAUCAUGGAAUAGCACUGGCCGCCGGUUGCUUUUACAUGGAUACCUGUGGCUUGCCUUCCAAAAGGGUUUGGGCCAUUGGUCUCUCUGGUAUUGCAUGUUUGGCAACGCCCAACACUCCGCAAGCCUAUGCUAUACUUCACUCCAUUUGGCACUUUUUAUCAGCGGCAGCUGCCACCUUGUGGGCCAUCGAGGGACAUGCUGGAAAAAUCAACAAACAAAACGAAGUACGAUUGGAACGAAUUAUGAGACUAGUACAUUUGUAA
This is a messenger RNA of Cylindrotheca closterium, 720 nucleotides long. The record is from the annotation of a GenBank genome assembly. NCBI's taxonomy places the organism in Eukaryota, Bacillariophyta, Bacillariophyceae, Bacillariales, Bacillariaceae.